AUGUUCGCGUUGCCUGAUAAACGAAAAAGAUCAUUCUUAUUAUACCCCGAUAAGGAAGAAAAUGUUAAUAAAAAAAGAAUUAACUUAGCGAUCGUUGAUAAGGAAGAAAAUCUUAAUGAAAAAAGAAUCAACUUACCAAUCGUCGAUAAUGAAGCAAUAAGGAAAUUACUUAUACGUCGAAUUGAAUAUACGACUCUGAUGAUAAUACAAAAAAUUUGUUCCGGACAAUUUCCAAAUGAUUUUGUUCAAAGUAAUUGCGACACAAUGGAGUUAUUGGAAUAUGAAAAUGAUGUAAAUGAAUCUGAUGAAGUUGAAUCCAUAAAUACAUCAGAUAGUAUGGAUUUUUAUCGCAAAAGGGGCAAAAAUAAAUUCGCUUUAAUGAUGAAAGUUAUGGCCAUUUCUCAUAAAUUAUUAAUUAGGAAUACCACAAUUACCAGGAGAUCUUUUUAUUAUGAUUUAAAAAAUGACAUAGCAAAUAUUUUGGCUCCUAAGCAACAAUAUGUAGAUCUAGCUGUUAAUAAUGUCGCUGAAAUUUUGAACUGUGCUCCAUGGGAUUUGAGACUCAUUGGCUCGUCUAAAGGUUUAGCAGCUGGAGAUUUAACUUUAUACUUUACAGACAAUCAGAUUAUCGAUUGCAGAGUUCCAGGAGGUGUACUUAUUCCUCAAAUAAUUUCAAACGUUAUAUCCAUUCGUACUAAUGGAAAAUUUGUUUUGGUGGUUGAAAAGGAUACAAUAUUUCAAAAAUUAUUAGAAGAAAAUAUAACGAAAUUAUUGAAUUGUAUAUUAAUCACAGGAAAAGGUUAUCCUGAUAUUGCUACAAGGAUGUUAAUUAAAUUACUUUCUGAAAAAGUAAAUCUUCCAAUUUACACCUUAGUAGAUGCUGAUCCUUUUGGUGUGGAUAUCAUGUGUGUUUAUCGAUUUGGGUCUUCAAAUUUAUCAAAGAGAAAUGAUAGUCUAGCUUGUCCCGCAAUUCGUUGGCUUGGUGUUCACCCUUCAGAAUUAGGUGUAUUAGGGGUGAAGACUAGUCCGUUGGCCGAAAGAGAUUUAUCAAAAUUGGCAUCUAUCAAGAGUCGUAGUUACAUGACGGAGACGUUGUUAAGACAGAUGAUAAUAAUGCAAAAGGGCAAGGCCGAGAUAGAAGCUGUAUCAUCUCUCUGUAGUAAUUUCCUAACAGCUACUUAUCUCUCUUUGAAGAUCAAAGGAAAUGAUUAUAUCUAA
This is a messenger RNA of Polistes canadensis, 1218 nucleotides long. RefSeq names its product meiotic recombination protein SPO11 (gene mei-W68). Gene Ontology annotation, cellular component: nuclear chromosome. The transcript is spliced from 4 exons. NCBI's taxonomy places the organism in Eukaryota, Metazoa, Arthropoda, Insecta, Hymenoptera, Vespidae. The coding region runs from base 1 to 1218 and encodes 405 amino acids. The record is from RefSeq and is a predicted model, not a curated record. Gene Ontology annotation, biological process: reciprocal meiotic recombination; meiotic DNA double-strand break formation; meiotic DNA double-strand break processing. Gene Ontology annotation, molecular function: DNA topoisomerase type II (double strand cut, ATP-hydrolyzing) activity; ATP binding; DNA binding.